This is a messenger RNA of Cottoperca gobio, 678 nucleotides long. RefSeq names its product troponin I, slow skeletal muscle-like. The transcript is spliced from 6 exons. Gene Ontology annotation, cellular component: troponin complex. The record is from RefSeq and is a predicted model, not a curated record. Gene Ontology annotation, biological process: cardiac muscle contraction; skeletal muscle contraction. Lineage: Eukaryota; Metazoa; Chordata; Actinopteri; Perciformes; Bovichtidae. The coding region runs from base 18 to 584 and encodes 188 amino acids.
CCGACAGACCCGGAGCCAUGAAUCCCAAAGAAAAGCCGAAGUCGAAGAUUACGGCUUCUCGCAAGCUCUCCCUCAAGAUGCUUCUCCUCACAAGAGCCUGUGAUGAUUUGGAGAAGGAGAGGCAGGAUAGGGAGGAGGAGAAAGUGCGCUAUCUGGGAGACAAGUUGCCCGCUUUGCAACUGUCCGGAUUACCAAUGGAUGAACUACAAAAUCUAUGCAAGCAGCUUCAUUCACAAAUUGAUGUUGUAGACGAGGAGAGAUAUGACUGCGAAUCCAAAGUGGGCAAACACAACAAAGAUAUCCAUGAGCUGAAGCUGAAAAUACAGGAUCUUGGAGGCAAGUUCAAAAAGCCUGCCCUGAGGAAGGUGAGGGUGUCGGCAGAUGAGAUGAUGAGAGCUCUCCUGGGCUCCAAACACAAGGGCUCGAUGGACCUCAGAGCCAACCUCAAGUCUGUGAAGAAGGAGGACGUCAAACAGGACAAGGUGACUGGCACUGAAGUGGGUGACUGGCGUAAGAACGUGGAGGCCAUGUCAGGCAUGGAGGGCCGUAAGAAGAUGUUCGAUACAGCCGGCGGAGCACAGUGAGACACGAAAUGAGAAAUGAGCUGGUCAACCAACAGCAGGGAAAAGGAAGUUGUGCAAUGACUCAAAGCACUUGAAUGAGUAGAUUUUUAUAUUA